Messenger RNA from Rattus norvegicus (Norway rat), 4308 nucleotides. NCBI's taxonomy places the organism in Eukaryota, Metazoa, Chordata, Mammalia, Rodentia, Muridae. The record is from RefSeq and is a predicted model, not a curated record.
ACCAACGCCUCUACUAGGACCCCUUCUCACCCGCGCCGUCCCCAUCGCAAGGGCCCUCUCCAUCCGUCCCUCCCCUCCCACCCUUCUCCUCAAGGCUCCGCCCCAACAUACAAAACCCCGCCCCUCUUGCCUCGGCCCCACCCUGCCCCUUCUCUUGCCGGCCCCUCCCCUAUCGCAAAGGCCCCCGCCCCUCCGGCCGUGGCUUACCAGCCGCCCUCUUUUACUGGCUGCUGGGUGGGCACGGGACGGGUCGCCGAGGCGCCGGAAGGGCUCUGGUCAGGCUCUGGGAAGCUCCGAAGGCACACAGCAGCCGUGGCCGCUCAGAACUGAGACCGCUAGGCUCUUCCGCAGGCGAAGACACAAGAGUUUGUGUUGGAUGACUGCCUGCAACGUGAGGAAGGACGCUCGCUUGGAAAUCCCAGUAGAGAAGAGCUACCUGGGUCGGGUGGAGGCAAGAUGGGCCCCAGGGGCAGGCAGAGCCCCUCGUCCCCACUGGCCCCCUCCCAGGGGUCUUGCUUCUUCAUCCUCUUCUGUUUACGGUUAGGUGCCUCCUGCCCACAGUCAUGCCAGUGCCCCGACCAUGCCGGGGCCGUGGCUGUCCAUUGCAGCUCGAGAGGGCUGCAGGAGAUCCCAAGGGACAUCCCAGCCAACACGGUGCUUUUGAAACUAGAUGCCAACAGAAUCUCCCGAGUCCCCAAUGGAGCCUUCCAGCAUCUGCCCCAGCUGAGGGAGCUGGACCUGUCCCAUAAUGCCAUCGAGGCUAUUGGGCCAGCAGCCUUCUCAGGUCUGGCUGGGGGCCUGAGGCUUCUGGACUUAUCCCACAAUCGCAUCCGAAGAAUCCCAAAGGACGCGCUGGGCAAGUUGAGCGCCAAGAUCCGCCUGUCCCACAAUCCACUGCACUGUGAGUGUGCCCUGCAGGAGGCCCUGUGGGAACUGAAGCUGGACCCUGACUCCGUGGAUGAAAUUGCCUGCCACACCUCAGCACAGGAGCAGUUCGUGGGCAAACCUCUGAUCCAGGUCUUGGACUCGGGUGCCAGCUUCUGCAGCACCCACCGGAAGACCACCGACGUGGCCAUGCUGGUCACCAUGUUCGGCUGGUUCACCAUGGUGAUUGCCUAUGUAGUGUACUACGUACGCCACAACCAGGAGGAUGCCAGACGACACCUGGAGUACCUCAAGUCCCUGCCUAGUGCUCCAGUCUCCAAGGAGCCUCUCAGCCCUGUGCCCUAGCACCCGCCUCUGGUGGGCCGCUGAGCCUGGCUGCCCUGCUUUCUGCAGCCGGUGGAGGUGAUGGUGCUCUAGUGUCUCCAGGGAGGUGCACUGCAGCCGCAAAGCCCCAAAGGCACUUUCAUAGUUGGCGUUUGGUCCCUGCAGCCACUGCCUAACCCUAUAGCGGGGGUUGCCCAUCCUCUUGGGUGCGUAAAUGGAGGUUGCGAGAAAUGGAAAGUCUUGUCAGGGCUGGUUUUAGCAGGCACUUUAAACCCAGGAUGCCUGUGGUACGGGUCUGUGAGCCAUCUGAGCUGCCAACCUUUCUCACACGGAGCUGUGGGAAGUGAAUACUUGUGCACUUGAGGAUGGGGCCCCGGUGGGGAGGAUGGCGUCAGCAGUUUUGCCACUGGGGAAUGGCUAAAUCUGUUUACCCUUGCCCUCCUAGGACAUCUGAACAAAGAUGUCGCCCCUUUCCCAUAGCAAAGUACCGGCAAUCUAGACCUUUCCAGAGAGGUUAUAGCCUGCACCGGCCUGCACUGGCCUGCGCUGACCUUUGUUCUGGGAGUUCUUUAGUUGCCCCCCGUGCCAAAAUUUCAGUCCAUCGAAAGGGAGAAAAUAGAGAAAACAUAAGAAAGGUCCAGCGCAGGCUCACCAUGGCUAUGCCAGCUGCCAGACCUCUUAUGGGCUGCCCCAGCUUCCAUCCCGUGCCUGGGCAGUGGAAGCCUGCCAAUCACGGCGGCUCUUGUGCCUUGCUGUCCUACUGCCAGUAUUUAAAGCAGCUCUCUUCAGAAGGGGAGGGACUGGAGUUUGAGGUUCCCAUGCCAGUCAAGAGGAAUGCUUUUCUCUAGCAACAAGAACCUUCUCUUCACCUCGCUGAAAUCCCAGAGUUCACUGAUCAACUUUCUUACCUGUAAUUACUUCAUGUUCAGGGGUAGAUGCUAUAGCCCCCUAACUCCAAUGACUUCCAGUUUUGUCAUUUAUUGUCUUUUUUUUGUAUAAAUGUUUGUACCCUAAGCUACAUUGAGUAUCCGGGAGAAGCAAAUGAGUGUAGAAUGUGUGUGUGUGUGUGUGUGUGUGUGUGUGUGUGUGUGUGUGUGUACAUGUGUGUGUGUGUGUGCUGAGUGUCAGGUCUAGACACUUCUCCGAGCAGAAAUUGAAUGCGGCUUCUGUUUCUGCUGCAGAUUCUCUUGUGAUCUGCAGGGGCAGGGGGAGACUGUGUUUGGGGGCCUGGCCUGACGUGGUCUUACCAUCACUGUGGCCCACAGUUCUGUCACCACAUGACACGGUUGCCCGAGGCCACAUGACUGUCGGCUUCAGACGUAUAUGAAAAAGAAAACCCGCUCAAUGAAUUCCAGACUUUGUCCACUACUGAAUGCCCACACCAACAUGGUGGCCGUGGGGCUACCGUGCCCAGCAUGUGUGGUGUGAACAGAGUACCAAUCUGGUGCCCGGGAUGAGAUCCCAAGUUGCCCACUAGUCCUUCACUGCACUGGGCCAAGCUGCACUGGUGUCAGGGUCAAGAGGUUCCAUGAGAAUUGGAAUCUCGAGGCAGCCUCCUUAGGGACACCAGACCCUUGGCGUGACUGCUGCCUGGCCCUCCGUGGCACAGGACAUGCUCAACACAUGGUGUCCAGUUAGGUGUUCAGAGGAGGCAGGUGCUGAGGGCAGAAUGAUCUGGACCUUGAAGGGUUCUGUGCCAAGGAAGAGAGGCUAAAAAGCCAGAGAUGAGGGCUUGGAUUAAGGCCGGGGGUGGUGGGGGUGGGAGUGGUGGAGGUGGUGGUGGUGGUGGUGGUGGUGGUGCGCUAUCCUGAUGCUGCGGCAGUGCUGAAGUCACUAUGUCUGUCCCACGGACAGGGACACCUCUAGCCUGGCACCUACUCCCGGAGGUGCUGGUGCAGAGGGUAUGGCUUUCGUCCCUCUUACUGUGUGGUGUGAUCCGGUGUGGGGAGGGUAGCUUUCCAGACGGGGUCCGGGGGUGGGGAGGGCACAAGUUGGGAGGUAGCUGGCCCCUGCAGUCUUUCUCCCAUCCUACUUAAUUCUUAGGAGCUUGCCACUGUCUGGCACGACUAGGUCAGAAAAGAAUAUGGUUGGAGGCUGGCUGGGUGGUGAGGGCUUUGGCCGCUCUUGUCCCAGAAACACCGCAUUGGGCCCUUUAGAUACACAGGGGUGGGGCUUUUUCCCAGGCUGUCCGACUCACUGCCAGACUUGCUGCUCUUAGCCUAGGGCUCAGUCCUACCUGGUUGUGUAUCUAUAGGGCUCCUGCUGGGAAGAGGAGACAGGGGAGGGUCUCUUUGUAUGGACCCUGGAGAGAGCAUGCCCCUGUCCUGUUAGAAAAACCCUAGAGACCUCUGCACUCUCCUGCUCAUCCUGCUGCCUCAGAGACUUAUCUCCCUGCUGUCCCACUCCAUGUCUUUUUUUAUAGACUCUUCCCUUCCCUCCCAUGACCAGCUCACAGGACAAGUAUAUGAGGCUGGAACCUUUGAUGGAGCCUUGCAGACCGGGGUGAGGUGGAGUGGGGGGAGGGGUAGUAGCAUUGAAGCUGUCUUUCUCCCUGGAUCCCACCGGCUUCCACCAGCUUCACCUUCCUUCUCUCAUUCCCCAACUCUACACAGACCCUCUAGAUCGCCAGGACUCUGGGUCAGUACCCCCUACUCUGUGCAUCCCUACCCUCUGGAAGGUAGAUGGGGUCUUGCCACACAGGAGAGAGAGGUGCCUAAAUGUCCCUCAGACACCGUGGGUGGUUUGUUUUUUUUUCUUUUCUUUUACCACGUAGCUCAGUGUCCUGCCCCACCCCCAUCAGUGUAAACCUAUCAUCCCAGGUCCCACCCACUGGCUCCUUUGGGCUCUUUCCCUCCCACUAGUUAGCCUAAGACAUGGCUCUAAAUUGAAUUCCUUGGGUGCGGUGGGAGGUUGAGGGGUGGUAAGUCUCAGACCGAGAAGACGUUCUGGGCUCAUGGCAGCUCUCAGGGUACUAGGCUCCUGGGAUAGCUUCCAAGUUACUUUUCUUGGAAGUUCAGUCCUGACUCUGAUCCUGACACCCCCCCCCCCUCUCAGCCUUUCUGUGAGCCCUCAAUAAAGCUUUUUGUGCUGAAAACUGCU